AUGGGGGCCGCCGCCGCCGGGCUGGCGCUGCUGCUGCUGCUGGCGCUGCUGGCGCUGCUGGCGGCCCCGCGGUGGCGGCGGCGGUGGCGGCACGCGCGGAGCGACCUGGCCUUCCUGGGGCGCGCGCUGGGCUGCGGCGGGCGGCUGCUGCGCGGGCGGGCGGGGCGGCGCAGCGUGGCGCAGCGCUUCGGCCGGCUGGCGGCCGCCCGGCCGGGGCGGCCCUUCCUGCGCUUCGAGGGGCGCAGCUUCAGCUACGGGCGGGCCGAGCGCGAGAGCAACCGCGUGGCCCAGGCGCUCCGGCGCGCGCUGCUGCCCGGGCAGACGGUGGCGCUGCUGGCGGGCAACGAGCCGGCCUUCGUCUGGGCCUGGAUCGGGCUGGCCAAGCUGGGCGCCCGCCCGGCCUUCCUGGGCACCGCGCUGCGCCCGGCGGCGCUGCUCCACUGCCUGCGCGCGUGCGGCGCCCGGGCGCUGCUGGCCUCCGACGAACUCUUCGAAGCCGUGCAGCCGAUCCUUCCCAGCCUGGAGGAAACGGGCGUCGCAGUCUGGGUGAUGGGAAAGGGGCCGUAUCCGCCGGGUGUGACCGGCCUUCAGGAUCUCCUGGAGGCAGCUUCGGAAGACCCCGUUCCCGAGGACCUCUCGACCCCCGGCAACCUGAUGGAUACCUGCCUGUACAUCUUCACUUCGGGGACUACAGGACUCCCCAAGGCUGCCCGCAUCAGCCACCUCAAAGCCAUCCUCUGCUUAGGAUUCUACAAGCUGGUGGGAGCUUCCAGCUCAGACGUCAUCUACCUGGCGCUGCCCCUGUAUCACAUGUCCGGCAGCCUUUUGGGCAUCCUUGGCACGUUCGGCCUUGGGGGCACCUGUGUGCUGAAGAAAAAGUUCUCAGCCAGCCAGUUUUGGCCGGACUGUCGGACUUACGGGGUGACCAUCUUCCAAUACAUCGGGGAGCUCUGCCGCUACCUGGUCAACCAGCCACAGAGCCCUGGCGACCGAGAGCAUUGCUUGCGCAUGGCCGUGGGCAGCGGGAUGCGUCCAGAUGUCUGGCGCGCGUUCCUCCGUCGGUUCGGAGACGUGCGGGUGGUCGAAACGUAUGGCAUGACGGAAGGCAACGUCAGCCUCUUCAACUACACUGGCACCGUGGGGGCCGUGGGGCGUGCCUCUUGGAUUUACAAGUGCUUUAGCCCUUUUGAGUUGGUUCGUUUCGACGCCGUCCAAGGGGGUCCACUAAGAGACAAGGCCGGCCGAUGCCAGCGCGUGGAUCCAGGGGAACCCGGACUUCUGAUCGCUCCGGUGACAUCUCGAAGCCCCUUCCUCGGAUACGCCGGUGGGCGCGAACUGUCCGAGGCGAAGCUGCUGCGUGGCGUCUUUGCCGACGGAGACGUUUAUUUUAACUCCGGGGACUUGAUGGUGCAAGAUGCCGAAGGGUUUAUCAGCUUCUGGGACCGUACGGGAGACACCUUCCGGUGGAAAGGCGAAAAUGUCGCCACAACGGAAGUCAGCGAGAUCCUGAACACGCUGGACAGUCUGCGGGAAGUCACAGUUUACGGAGUGGCCGUCCCAGGGCACGAAGGCCGGGCAGGAAUGGCCACGGUGGCCCUGCAGCCGGACCAGGACUUCGAUGGCACCCGAGUCUUCAACCACGUGGCCGAGUUCCUUCCGCCCUACGCCUGGCCUCGCUUCCUGCGCGUCCAGGAUCAGCUGGAGAUGACCGAGACCUUCAAGCGGAAGAGGCUUCGCCUCGUGGCCGAAGGGUUUGACCCCACCCAGAUCCCGGACCCCCUCUUCUUCCUGGAUGUGGUGGCCAAGUCCUACGUGCCUUUGACCCCCGCCGUGUGGAAGAGGAUUAUCGCGGGGGAGGUCCGGCUGUAACCGACACGCUCCCUCCCAUUGCAGAGUCAAACCACGCCUCGGCUGCCCCGGGUGGUGGUGGGGAGGGGGGCGUAGUCGUGCCCAGAUGGCCCCCUCCCCUCUGCCCGGUGUGUAACUCCUUCCUCGACCCUUCUACCUCCAUUCUCACACGCUCCUCCGGUGGAAUACCUUCCUUGUAGUGCCUUGCAAGGUUUCUUACAACACAGGGCCGGAUUAUUCCCUGAUAUAUAUUCAUUUUUGCUGCAAGGCAUUUAAAAAUCUAUGCAUCUUCCUUUUUCGUACGACCCCCCCCACAUCUGCCCCAAAAGGGCACGAACUUCCUCUGGACUUGGGAGGGGGUUCUCUCUGGAUGCUGGAAAUCCCCGUUUCGAUAAAUUAAAGCAGGAGCCGGGAAGGUUCGUAACCCGCUCGAUUCCACUGUCCGCAUUAAAUUCCUGAUUGGGAUGUUCCGAUGGUUUGGAUCAAAGGCGCGGGGCCCAAGAAUCAGUUUUGGGGAGCAAACAGAUUAUAGGCGAUGGUCGGGUCGGUUGGCUCAAGGCUGGUCCCAUUUUAGAGGCUGGGAAAACUGAGGCCCAGAGAGGUGACAUAAGCUAAGGGGUCCAUUAUUGCUGAUGGAUUGUUCCAUACUUAGCCAACUGUAUAAUUUGGUGUGUGGAUUUGUUUUCUGUGAUUUAUUUUCUCUUAAUAGCUAUGCAAGAGUCGGUCCCGGGAUCUGGCUGAUGCGACCAGCGCUUUUGCACUCUGGGGCCUGACGCAACCACCGUUUUCUCCCCCC
Candoia aspera is the source of this 2644-nucleotide messenger RNA. RefSeq names its product solute carrier family 27 member 3 (gene SLC27A3). Lineage: Eukaryota; Metazoa; Chordata; Lepidosauria; Squamata; Candoiidae. The record is from RefSeq and is a predicted model, not a curated record. The transcript is spliced from 10 exons. Gene Ontology annotation, cellular component: endoplasmic reticulum. The coding region runs from base 1 to 1869 and encodes 622 amino acids. Gene Ontology annotation, molecular function: long-chain fatty acid-CoA ligase activity; long-chain fatty acid transmembrane transporter activity.